GAAGUAACACUGGUCAGUUGAUGUUGGUUUCUCAACAAGCACUAAUGCAAGCCCAAAACCAGACCCAAAAUAACACAACUGUAAGUUGGUCAAUACCUACAAAUGCACCUACAGUCAAAAUACAGACUGUACAGAAUUCUGGAACUCAGGUAUUUAAAGUACUAGCAGCUCCUGUUAAAACAGUGUCUCGGACAACUCAUUCCAUUACCUCUACUGUUAAGAAGCCUGCUAUAAUCCAGUCAGUAGCCACAACAAAUAGUAUUGCCACAGUUACGACGGCGAAGUCUUUGAUUACGGGGCCAUCAGCAAAGCCUCUUGCUUCUGAUACUUCUGUACUAUCUAUCCCUUCUGAUAGUUCUGUACUAUCUGUUGUUCCAAAACCAGUUCCCAACACUGAAGGCAACCAAACCAGCAAUUCUACAGAAAUGCUGGAAAACGUGAAAAAGUGCAAGAACUUUCUAGGAACGCUAAUAAAACUGGCAUGCAGUGGGCCUCAAGCACCUGAAAUGGGGCAGAAUGUGAAGAACCUGGUACAAAGUCUGUUGGAAGCUAAAAUUGAACCUGAAGAAUUUACCAAAAAAUUGUACAUUGAGCUAAAGUCUUCUCCCCAGCCCUAUCUUGUACCCUUUCUGAAGAAAAGCGUGCUUGCCUUACGGCAGUUAAUGCCUAACACGCAGACCUUUAUACAACAGUGUCUUCAGCAGUCUGUACCACAAACAACUGCUUCUACUUGUACUACUGCACUAUCAACUUCGUCUGUAGUUGCUAAUUGCGGUCCUGUGACUACAACUUCGCUUCCACCUGGACGACCAGUACCUAGAACUCCAGUGGGGAUAUCUUCCCCACAGAUGUCAAGCCCAGUCUCCUGUACGUCUUUGACAAGAGGAUCUGGUUCUCUUCCACUUGUUCAGCCAGCCCAUGCCUUGCCCAUAAGGACGCUCUCCCUCCAAGGUCCCAAUCCUGUCCCCUCCAUUCAACUGACAACAGGAAUAAAUACGGUGAAGGCUGUAUGUCCAACCCCGUCCACGGCAAUAGUGACAACAGGUGCUACUUCCCUUCAGGUUGUAAAACCUGUCCAUCCCCCUACAGUGUCAUCAGCCACUCUUGCUGCUUUUAGUUCUGUAAAAUCAGCCUCGUCCUCUGCUGUGGCAGCAUCGCUUCAAGCUGUAAAACCAACCCUGACUACGGUUGCAGCCACCUCUGGAAUGCCAGUUGCUGGGACACCGGUGACGAUCAGAGUUGCACAUCCUAGUUCCGUUCUUUCUCAGUCAGUUCGGACUUCACAAGCUGUGAAGGUAAAGCAGCUGAUAGUCCAGCAGCCAUCAGGAGGCAUCUUGAAAAAAGUGACCACACUCCAACAGGCAUCCGCAUUCCCUAUUGUGAACAAAUCAGAUGGGAAAAUGCCAUUGAAUGCUUUUAUCCAGGCUAGCCAACUUCCUGCAGGCUCCAUUGUGAAACAAAUUACCCUGCCAGGAAACAAAAUUCUGUCGCUUCAAGCAUCUCCUGUUCACAGAAAUAAAAUAAGAGAGAACGGAACAACAUCCUUCAGGGAUGAAGAUGACAUCAACGAUGUGACUUCUAUGGCUGGGGUCAACUUGAGUGAGGAGAGCGUCUGCAUAUUAGCAACAGAUUCUGAAGCACUUGGCACAAUUAUCCGAUCUUGUCCAGAGGAACUCCUCCUUUCUUCAGAUGGGCUGCAGAAGAAGAUCUUAGAAAUAGGUAAAAGGCAUGACAUUACGGAAGUUAAUUCGGAUGUUCUGAACUUGAUCUCCCAUGCUACACAGGAGAGAUUAAGAGGGCUUUUGGAGAAACUGACUGUAAUUGCUCAGCAUCGUGUGAUGACCUAUAAGGGGAGUGACAAAUACACACUCUCUAGCGAUACACGGGCUCAGCUUAAGUUCCUCGAGCAGCUGGAUCACGUGGAGAAGCAGAGGAAGGAUGAGGAAGAAAGAGAGAGAUUAUUCCGAGCUGCCAAGAGCCGUUCCAAUAAAGAGGAUCCGGAACAGCUGCGAUUAAAGCAGAAAGCUAAAGAGAUGCAGCAAUUAGAACUUGCACAAAUGCAGCAAAUGGAGGCUAAUCGUGCGGCUCUGGCAGCCAUCGGGACAAGGAAAAAGAGACCACUGGAUUCAUCUAAUCUUGCAUCUAGACUUGAGGGCUUGAACACAUCACCCAGCCUUGCAAAGCCGUAUCUUCGUCCAAGAAUAACACGCAUCUGCCUCAGGGACUUGGUCUUUUGUAUGGAACAAGAAAAAGAGAUGAAGCAUUCCCUAGCCUUAUACCAGGCUCUUCUGAAGUAAUGACGAGACUUCUGUUGCAUUUCAGCUUGCUACCAUUUGUUGCCAAAGAACAUCUGUUUGCACUGUUCUGAAGUCUGUUCUCGGGAAACAGUCCCUUACAAGGAAUAGUCUCUUCGGUGGU
Messenger RNA from Elgaria multicarinata webbii, 2418 nucleotides. It is a transcript of the gene TAF4B, whose product is annotated as TATA-box binding protein associated factor 4b. Gene Ontology annotation, molecular function: RNA polymerase II general transcription initiation factor activity; DNA binding; protein heterodimerization activity. The record is from RefSeq and is a predicted model, not a curated record. Gene Ontology annotation, cellular component: transcription factor TFIID complex. Bases 21 to 2297 code for a protein of 758 amino acids. The transcript is spliced from 14 exons. Lineage: Eukaryota; Metazoa; Chordata; Lepidosauria; Squamata; Anguidae. Gene Ontology annotation, biological process: DNA-templated transcription; transcription initiation at RNA polymerase II promoter.